This is a messenger RNA of Tilletiaria anomala UBC 951, 2799 nucleotides long. Its product is annotated as MCM-domain-containing protein. Gene Ontology annotation, molecular function: single-stranded 3'-5' DNA helicase activity; single-stranded DNA binding; ATP binding. The record is from RefSeq and is a predicted model, not a curated record. Gene Ontology annotation, biological process: mitotic DNA replication; double-strand break repair via break-induced replication; DNA replication initiation. Bases 1 to 2799 code for a protein of 932 amino acids. Gene Ontology annotation, cellular component: nucleus; MCM complex. NCBI's taxonomy places the organism in Eukaryota, Fungi, Basidiomycota, Exobasidiomycetes, Georgefischeriales, Tilletiariaceae. The transcript is spliced from 5 exons.
AUGGACGAAGAUGCAGACCUUGGCGGUGCCGGUGGCGGAGCAGGUGACGAGGACGAGUCCACUGCAUCAGGCCCCACCACCCGAAGAAUCGGACGCCAACAGCAACACAUCACCAUUGACCAGAUCCCCACUGUCACCGACGAGGUCGGCGACAAAGUCCGAGAAGGCUUUGCAGACUUUUUGGAGAAUUUUGCCGAGGAGCCCAUCUCUGGAUCUCAAGACCCUGACGGCGACCGAGCCGGCGCACCCAUCUACAUUGAGCAGAUUCGCGCACUACAAGAGUACGACAAAACUACCCUUUUCGUCGACUUUACUCAUGUCGUACAGCACGAGGAGGUCCUCGCGCGAGCAAUCAGCGAGCAAUACUACAGAUUCCUGCCCUACUUGCGCCGUGCUGUCCUGGAUCUCGUGAGCACCUACAUCCCCAACUAUCUCUACAUCAAUGCACAUGCAGCAACAACUGCAUCAUCGGGGCUUGUCCUGCGCGACUUCAAUAUCGCCUUCUACAAUCUUGGCCUGGUCUCGGGUAUCCGUGAGUUACGCACAGAGAAGGUUGGCCGGCUGUUGUCCAUUAGCGGCACUGUCACGCGUACAUCUGAAGUGCGCCCUGAGCUUCUGUUCGGCGCCUUUACGUGCGGCGAGUGCAAAAAUGUACAGCGGGAUGUCGAGCAGCAGUUCAAGUACACAGAACCGGUCAUGUGCAAGGCGCCUGGCUGUCAGAAUCGCCGCGAAUGGCAGCUCAAUGUCGAGCAGAGUAGAUUUUGCGACUGGCAGAAGGUGCGCAUUCAGGAGAACGCCAACGAAAUCCCAACUGGAAGCAUGCCUAGAAGUAUCGACGUCAUUUUGCGCUCAGAGGUCGUAGAGCGAGCCAAGGCAGGAGACAAGUGCAUUUUCACCGGAACAUUCAUUGUCCUUCCCGACGUCUCUCAGCUCGGAAUCCCAGGCAUGAAUGCUCAGAUCCAGCGCGAGAGCAACGGCGGUGGCAGACAAGUCGAUGGUGUCCCCGGCUCAGGUGUUUCCGGGCUCAAGUCCUUGGGUGUACGCGACUUGACGUACCGAACCGCUUUCCUCGCCUGCAUGGUGCAAAGCGCAGACGCGCGCGGGAACAGCGACAUUCGCGGCGGAGGUGAAGCGGAGGAGACCACCAGCGCUUUCCUCGAUUCGCUCACCGAGGCCGAGAGGGAGGAGCUUGAGGCGAUGGUCAGCAAUGAGAAUAUCUAUUCGCGUUUGGUCCAGAGCAUUGCCCCAACAGUAUACGGCCAUGAAAUCAUCAAGAAGGGUAUCUUGCUCCAGCUCAUGGGAGGUGUGCACAAGCAAACGCCAGAAGGCAUUCAUCUGAGAGGUGACCUGAACAUCUGCAUCGUCGGUGACCCCAGUACGAGCAAAUCACAGUUCCUCAAGUACGUUUGCGGCUUCUUACCGCGUGCGGUCUAUACUUCCGGUAAAGCCUCUUCUGCUGCCGGUCUUACAGCCGCAGUCGUCAAGGACGAGGAGACGGGAGACUACACAAUCGAGGCAGGAGCCCUGAUGCUCGCCGACAACGGCGUCUGCGCCAUCGACGAGUUCGAUAAGAUGGAUGUCAGCGACCAGGUUGCCAUUCAUGAAGCCAUGGAACAACAAACCAUCUCCAUCGCCAAAGCCGGUAUUCAAGCGACACUGAAUGCUCGAACCUCGAUCUUGGCUGCUGCCAACCCGGUCGGCGGACGGUACAACCGCAAGCAGACGCUGCGCGCCAACGUCGCCAUGAGUGCGCCCAUCAUGUCUCGUUUCGAUCUGUUUUUCGUCGUUCUGGACGAAUGCAACGAGGUGACCGACAUGAACAUUGCUCAGCACAUUAUCAACGUCCACCGGUUUCGAGAUGCAGCUAUCGCACCGGAAUUCAACACGGAGGCGAUCCAGCGGUAUAUCCGCUAUGCGCGCACCUUCCAGCCGAAACUCACGCCGUCCGCGAGCGACGUGUUGGUGGAGAAGUACCGCUACCUCCGUGAGGACGACGCUGGUGCUGGCAAGAACUCGUACCGCAUCACCGUCCGUCAGCUUGAGAGCAUGAUCCGUCUGUCAGAAGCAAUCGCGCGGGCAAAUUGCCGACCAGACAUAACCCCGGCGUGCGUACGAGAGGCGUACGGUUUGCUGCGACAGUCCAUCAUCCAUGUCGAGAAGGACGACGUCGACUUUGACGAUGAAGAUGAGGACGAGGAGCAAGUGGGCAACGAGAAUGGCCUCGUGGAUAUCAACAGGCGACAAAGCAGCGCUCUUCCCACCUCGUCUCUACACGGAGGCGAGUCGAUGGAGACAGACGAUCAAGAGGCUCGCGCCGGCACGGGAGCGCCCGAAGCGGGCCCUUCCACAGCACGUGUCCUGUCUACAGAUGCUGCCGCUAAUGCGAUCACUCCCAGCAAGACGAAGCUUCGCAUCACCUACGACCGAUACAUGGAGGUAGCAAAUCUCAUUAUGAUGCGCGUCGCCGAGAUCGAGCGCGAGCGCAUGCGCGGUAUCGACCGUGAGGAGUUGAUCCAAUGGUACUUGGAGCAGCGCGAGGAUGAGUUGCAAUCUCUCGAGGAGAUCGACCAGGAGAAGGAGCUCGUAGCCAAGGUUAUCAGCAAGCUCAUCAAAGACUUGUCGCUCAUCCAGAUUGAUGCGGAGGACACACAAGAAGAUAGCGGCAGCCCGGUCCAGGCGACCAUACCGAAUCAAGAAAGCCAAUCGGCCGGUCAAGCGGCGACCCCAACGCCGAGGAAAGUUAUCAUGCUGCACCCUCGCAUCGAUAUUGACUCUCUUGCGGAGGCGAGCUCGGCGUGA